Messenger RNA from Trametes versicolor FP-101664 SS1, 828 nucleotides. Its product is annotated as 20S proteasome subunit. Gene Ontology annotation, biological process: ubiquitin-dependent protein catabolic process. Lineage: Eukaryota; Fungi; Basidiomycota; Agaricomycetes; Polyporales; Polyporaceae. The record is from RefSeq and is a predicted model, not a curated record. Gene Ontology annotation, cellular component: proteasome core complex, alpha-subunit complex; nucleus; proteasome core complex. The coding region runs from base 1 to 828 and encodes 275 amino acids. The transcript is spliced from 6 exons.
AUGUUCAGGAACACAUACGACUCGGACAACACCGUCUUCUCGCCCCAGGGGCGUCUCCACCAGGUUGAGUAUGCGCUCGAGGCCGUGAAGCAGGGAUCGGCCGCGGUGGGUUUGCGGUCGAAGACACAUGCGAUUCUGCUGGCUUUGAAGCGUUCGUUCGGAGAACUUGCCUCGUACCAACAGAAGAUGUACCGAAUAGAUGACCAUGUCGGCAUUGCGAUCGCUGGACUGACAUCCGACGCGCGUGUCUUGAGCAACUUCAUGAGGCAGCAAGCCAUGUCCUCCCGCAUGCUUUUCAACCGCCCCGCACCCGUAAACCGUCUCGUCUCCGCCAUCGCCGAUAAGGCACAAGUAAACACCCAGGAAUACGGUCGCCGCCCAUACGGUGUCGGUCUGCUCGUGAUCGGCCAAGACAAGCAGGGGCCCCACCUGUACGAAUUCUCCCCAUCCGGCAACUCGUACGAGUACUACGCGAUGUCGAUCGGCGCGCGCUCACAAAGCGCGAAGACAUACCUCGAGAAGCACUACGAGAGCUUCGCGGACUGCACACUCGAGGAGCUGAUCAAGCAUGGCCUGCACGCGCUUCGGGAGACCCUGCAGCAGGACAAGGAGCUCACGAUCAACAACACGUCCAUUGGCAUUGUUGGCCCUGGAGGCCCGCACGAGACGGGAGUGACUGCAGAGGGUGACUUCCGCAUCCUCGAGGGCGAGAUCAUCGAGGUGUACCUCCAGAGUAUGACGCCCAAGGACACCGGUGAUGCACCAGCGGCCCCUGCGGCGGCACCUGAGGCGGCGGCGGGCGACGAGGACGUACAGAUGGCAGAUUGA